AGAGCAGCGCAUCAAGCAACAGCUAGUGGUGUGGGCUGUGAACAACAGAGAGAGAGAGAGAGAGAGAGAGAGAUAGAGAGAGAGAGAGCGCGCGAAUCGUCGGCGUGCGUGCGCGUUGGGGGGACCGUCGAGGAUCCCCCAGGAUCGGACAGAAAAGAGUGCGUCUGCUGGUCGCGUGGAGAGUGAGAUGCUCCGCGGUGCGGUCCGCAAGAAGCCCAAAGAGGCCGAACAGCCCUGAGGCUGAUAUUUUGCUGGACUACUAGCCGAGUAUGACUCUGGCCGGAUCAGACCAUUUGCUUGCGGUGGAAACGACUGCGUUUCUGGGUGCCUGCGUUGGCUUCGUGGUAUUAUUACUGGUGGUGGUGUUGUACCUGUCGCGCAAGUGGUACUCCACGCCGCCCGUUACCACAACGACACUCUUCGGCGGUGUCUGCGUGCCACUUGGCGAGUCUAACAACGGCGCGCCACCUCAGAAUCUAGCUAAGAAUUAUCCAUUUCCGGAUCCAGAGACAAGCUCGGAUUCGGAAGAAGACGCUUUACGUCGGUUGAAUUGCCGAAGCCAUCCGCCCCCAGAUACACUGACGAUCCAAGCUGAAGAUGGACUGUCGGUUAUUCCAGAUGCUGGAUCAACCAAUAACAACAACAAUUGUACCGAGGACAACAACAAUGCUACAGAUCAACAACAAUGCAUAGUUGAAGUAGGCUCUCCUACUGUUAUUCUCGAUAACAGGCAAGAGAAUGAACCAACGACAAUCGAUGAGAAUGUCGCCACAACGCCAACUGACACAGUCACCUCGCUCGCGACCUCGACUGAAGAGAUGGCAAGUCUGGAAGUCGCAUUCCUCUAUGAUGCACCUAUGCGAGAGAUGACGGUCCACGUUCUCCAAGGACGUAACUAUCCGUCUGGCAUAAACGGCAGCCAAGUGCGUCUUGUACUACUCCCAUCCAAAAAGCAACGUCGCAAGACCCGAGUACGCCAAGGCAACUCACCACAGUACAUGGAAAGUUUCCUGCUGCCACGAGUCAAUCCAGAGGAUGUGAAUGCCAUGGGCAUACGAGUACGCGUGUAUUUGUGGGGUGGUCGGAUGCGAAGGGAGCGGCUACUUGGCGAAGCUCGUGUCUCCUUUGACAGUAUCAAUUUACGCCUUGAGACUACGCUAUGGCUCACCUUACAACCUCCACCCUCCUCUUCGGCUCAAGAAUGGGGAACGACGGCAAGCUUGACGCGCAGCGACUCGACUGGCUCACAGCAAUCGGUACAAUCGUACGCGUUGCCAACGACCCCACCGUACGGCAGCAGCAUGAAAGGUGGCAGCGUGGCCGAAUUGCUUGUCGGGUUAACGUACAACGGAGUGACCGGCAGAUUAUCCGUGGAGAUAAUCAAGGGCUCGCAUUUCCGUGGUGCUUGCGGCAACGACACCAAGCCACCCGACACGUACGUCAAACUUGCACUCUACGACAGCAAUGGGUAUGAGAUGGGACGAGCUAAAACGAGCCUCAGGCGUGCUCAACCAAAUCCUCUCUACAAAGAGACAUUCAUUUUUCAGGUUGCCUUGUUCCAACUGGGAGAUAUGACACUGUACCUGUCGGUGUACAAUCGUCGGCGCACGGCAAUGGGCAAGAAAGGUCGCGAAUUGGUUGGUUGGUUGUGUUUGGGCCAGAGUUGUUCUGGAGCUGACGAGUUGCAGCACUGGAACGACGUGCGCUCGUAUGCUCAACCAACUCAGGUGCAGCGUUGGCAUUCGCUUCUCAGACCUUGAAAGGCAUUGACCUUGUAAACCUGGAGAAAACAAUUAAUAAAGUCAUUCUCUUUCUCUCGCGCGAGACAAGAUGAGAGUGAGUCAAGUCAACUCAGGCGUUGGAAAUUUACCUCAAAGAGGCCACGCCUAUUAAAAACGCAGUCAACUUUUGCCAAUAACUGCCCGAGAAUCAAGAUCGAUAUAUGUUAAAAAAAUAAAAAAAACACGCAACAGCAAAAAACACAGAAGAAAGGCCCAAGUCAAUAUUGUAACAAGCGGUUUCCUCUUGUGUCUGAUGUCACUUAUAUACAACCAAAAAAAUAAAAAACAAAAAAAAAACAAAAAAAAAAAA
Phymastichus coffea is the source of this 2091-nucleotide messenger RNA. RefSeq names its product synaptotagmin-16 (gene Syt14). Bases 270 to 1760 code for a protein of 496 amino acids. NCBI's taxonomy places the organism in Eukaryota, Metazoa, Arthropoda, Insecta, Hymenoptera, Eulophidae. The transcript is spliced from 8 exons. The record is from RefSeq and is a predicted model, not a curated record.